AUGUGCACGCUCGGUUUAGCUAGCGUUUCUUCGAUUCUAGCAGCGUCGUCGUGCCCAGGACUUACGGUAAGCCACGACGGGGAGCCUGUUGGGGAAUUUAAGAAUGUGAGCGGAAUUCAAGUAUACCAUUCGUAUGCCAAGGGCAACCCCAAUAACAGCAAUGCGAUUCUCUAUGUAACGGAUAUCUAUGGCGUUCCGCUUCUGCAGAACAAACUACUCGCCGAUUCCAUAGCCCGCGCAAACUACAAUGUAAUCAUGCCAGACUUAUUCAAUGGUGAUGCGGUUCCGGUGACCUCUUCCGAAGGUCCGGCACUCAACCUUACGGACUGGCGUGCGCGACAUCCCACUGCUGAGAUCGACCGCAUCAUCGGCGAGAUAAUCGCGUAUAUGCGCAAUAGCCUCGGUGUGAAGAGGAUCGGAGCUGUUGGGUACUGCUUCGGGGGGAAGUAUGUACCGAGAUUCCUUUCCGAAGGGAAAGGAAUCGAUGUUGGAUUCAUCGCGCACCCGAGUAGUCUCGAGGCAGCGGAGAUUCAGGGCAUAGCUGGGCCGAUAAGUAUUGCUGCUGGAGAGUUGGACAGCGCGUUCAAUGCAACAGGCCGCCGCAAAGCCGAAGAUAUCCUUACGAGUAAGAACUCAACGUACGAGGCCAAUUUGUAUUCCGGCGCACCUCACGGUUUUGGCGUGCGGGUAGAUCUGAACAACAAGCGGCAGAAGUAUGCAAAGGAAGCAUCCUUCUUUCAAGCAAUCACUUGGUUUAACACAUGGCUUUGACGAC
Lindgomyces ingoldianus is the source of this 775-nucleotide messenger RNA. Its product is annotated as alpha/beta-hydrolase. The record is from RefSeq and is a predicted model, not a curated record. Gene Ontology annotation, molecular function: hydrolase activity. Bases 1 to 771 code for a protein of 256 amino acids. The transcript is spliced from 4 exons. NCBI's taxonomy places the organism in Eukaryota, Fungi, Ascomycota, Dothideomycetes, Pleosporales, Lindgomycetaceae.